GUAGGAGAACUCCCAGAACAGCAGCUGCGAAGCCGCGGGAACAAUCGCCACAACAUCCCUGAUGUCCUAUCGCGACGUCUGGGCGUUGAUCAGCAUGGCGUGCAAGCGGACCCUGCUCUGACAUGCCGGCGGUGUUUUCCAUUCCUGAUUCAGUAGCACAGGGCAGGCCCACGAGCCGCCCUUCCCCCUGGGUACCCAUCGAAUCGAGACUCGCUUGAGUGUGGGCUGACUCAACUUGGCUGGUACCCAAGGGCCCGGGUACGAAGUAUAUGGAGCCAAAACCCGCCGGAUUCUUCAGAAACCUGGGGGUGAACCAGAUUUGCCCGAAUUCACGCCUUCACCAUGGCUUCAAGGCACGAACGUGAGAACCGAGGACCUGAACUGCAGGCGGUGUGCUCAACGUUCGUCUCUCUUGCAUUCAUAACCACUGUCCUGCGAGUUUACGUACGAGCCCGCAUCGUUAAAGCUUUCGGAGCGGACGACUGGUGGAUGGUGGUCGCAUUGUGUGCUCAUGUUAUGUUUGCUACUUGCGCAAUUGGCGGUAUCCACUAUGGCACUGGACGCCACAUGGACACACUGUCGGGUGAGCAACAGUACAAAGCAAUGAGGUACUGGUGGCUUUGCUACAUCGCAUACUGCUGGGCGAUGAUUACGUCAAAGAUGUCCAUCGGCUUGUUCCUUCUUCGUGUCACUGUCAAGAAACUGCACAAGUACAUAAUCUACGCUGCGAUGGGCCUCACAGUAAUCUGUGGCCUCGUCUUCUUCUUCGUCACCCUCUUCCAGUGCCACCCGAUUAGCUUCUUCUGGGACAAGAACAUCCCAGGAGGGACUUGCAUUAACGUAGACGUCAUCAUCGGUCUUACGUUCCUGUACAGUGCAAUCUCGGUCAUUAGCGACUUCACGUUCGCUAUUCUACCCUUCUUCCUCAUUUGGGGCUUGAACAUGUCCGUCAAGACCAGGGUCCUUCUGAUUCCUAUUCUCGGGAUGGCCUGCGUUGCCAGUGUCGCAGUCUGCGUGCGCAUGGGUUACGUUAUGGAUUUCAAGAACCCAGACUUCCUCUGGGCCACUGUCGAUAUAGCAAUCUGGUCGGACAUCGAACAGGGUCUCGCCAUCACGGCUGGUUCCCUCGCUACUCUCCGUCCCCUUUGGCGACAAGUUUCCGAGAAAUUCGGAUUCAGCAACUCCUCCUUCGGCCCGUCACGUCCUUCUGGCAUGCGAACACCACAAUGGGUCAACGACCCCAACAGAGAAUCGAAAAAGAAGCCCAGCCUCUUCAGCAUGACAAUGUCUCUGCUGAAGACUGAGAAGGGAGCGUCCACGAAGUCGGAGAUCGACCAGGACUACGGCAUGGGCAACCUCCAGCCAGUCAGGCUCCGCGACGAUCUGUCUGCCGAAAACGAGAAGAGCGACAAGGUGUUUAACACUUGGAGAAUAAAGGGCGGAGGGAAGGUAUCUGACGAGGAAUGCAGAGUUGGAGAAAUCACUAUGGAGACGCACAUCAACCAGAAGAACGAGAGACGGUAGCAAUGGAAGGCGCAGCUGUAGUGGACAGCGAACGAUAUGAACGACCUUGUUAUUAGCUAAUUUAGAUUCAUGAUACCAUCCUCAUGGCGGCGCGAGCCAGUCAAAACCAAUACAAAAAAAAAGGAUAUUCACACAG
Messenger RNA from Alternaria rosae, 1660 nucleotides. RefSeq lists its product as uncharacterized. Lineage: Eukaryota; Fungi; Ascomycota; Dothideomycetes; Pleosporales; Pleosporaceae. Bases 343 to 1524 code for a protein of 393 amino acids. The transcript has 5 exons. The record is from RefSeq and is a predicted model, not a curated record.